AUGGCCUGUAGAGAUGAAUAUAAAGGGUUAGGAGGUGGAUUAAAUAAACAGGUUGGGAAUAGAAUAUUCUUAGAACUAGAGAAUGAAAGAGACAGUUCAGAGGGAUUAUCUGUGUCAUUUGAUGGUGGUGGAUGGCAAAAGAGGGGAUCAGGGAGGUCAUAUAGUAGCUUAUCUGGACAUGCAACAUUUAUUGGCAACAAGUCCGGAAAAUGUAUAGCAUUUUCAACACGCAACAAGUUUUGUAGGACAUGUGAGGUUGGGAAAAGGAGGGAAUGUGAUUCAGCUAAACAUGACUGUAGACAGAAUUGGAAAGGAAGUUCGAAGGCAAUGGAAUCCGAUAUGUGUGUCAACAUGCUUCGGGAAUUAGACAAACAGGAUGUCUCCAUAGAUACCAUCAUUAUGGACAACGAUUCCACCACAAUUGCAAGAGCCAGAAGUGAGGUGAAACCAGAUCUGAAAAAAAUGUGUGACAAGAACCAUACACUAAAAGAAUUCACAAACCAACUGUAUGAUCUGAAAAAAGUCAAGAAUGUUCGAGAACUCACUGCCAAAACCAUUGGACAUCUAUCUAAAUGCUUCAAGUAUUGUGUGUCUCAGCAUCAGGGAAAUGGGGAAAAAAUGAAGAAAAACUUGUUGGCGAUAGGGAAACAUAUCUUCGGUGACCAUUCCUUUUGUGACUCUUGGUGUGGAUAUUUACGAUCUCCAUUAACCUAUAAACCAAAAAACUUGCCAUACAAUAGAUACCUCACUGAUGUAAAUUUGAAAACCAGCAUUAUGACUUUAUUGCAGAAAUACAUAGAUAAAGCAGAAAAGCUGUCAUCCCUGGGAAGUUCACAGGCCAAUGAAAGUCUAAACAACACUAUAUCCAGUAAAGUUCCAAAGGCCCAUUUUUACUCAGGUUCAGAAAGUAACGACUUUCGAAUUGCAGCUGCAGUGGCACAAAAGAACUUAGGAUAUGGAUAUGUAUCAGAGGUUUGUGAGUCUGUUCUUUUAUCCCCUGGUGAAGUAACCAAAAAGGUUUCCCAAGAGAAUGACAGGAAAAGAGAUAUGGGAAAUGAAAGAGAAAAAACAUUGAAAUAUAAACGAAAUAGACGAAUAAAAAAGGAGGAACGGAGUACCAAACAGAAAACCUGCGAACUACGUGAGGGUGAAACAUACAAUACUGCAGUUGAUUUGAACCACAAUAAUCAUGACAUCAUUGAAAUUCCACACCCACUUACUGAACCAACCUGCCAAAAAUUGACAAGUGCAGAUUAUUCCUAUGUUUCUUUUGAUCUGGAAACAACUGGACUUGGUAAAGACUGUGAUAUCACACAGAUUGGUGCUGCAUUUGAGGGACAAAUUUUUAGCCAGUAUAUUUUGCCUUCUAAACCCAUUUCACCUGCUGCAACUGCUGUGACAGGAUUAGCUGUUUCAGGAGGGAGUAUGUAUAAAGAAGGAUAUCACGUUCCAUCAACAUCUACAGAAGAAGGAAUACAAAACUUCCUAGACUGGCUGUCUAAAAUUCCACAACCUGUCUUGAUGGCCCACAAUGCUCGUUUUGAUGCUUGUAUUUUCUGCCGUAUAUUAUUAGAAACAGAAAAGAGUAUUCCUGCUUCAAAAUUGAUUUGUGGAUUUGUGGACACACUUCCAUUGUUUAGGAAACAGUUACCAGAACGCACUUCAUACAAGCAGGUCGAUCUCAUAAAGGAUCUUCUUCAUGAAGACUACAGUGCCCAUGAUGCUGCAUCUGAUUCAAGAGCACUUUUACAUCUCGUAAAAGCACAGAAGUUCAACAAUCAUAUCUUACAAGAAAACAGUUUUUCCUUCCAAUCAUACAUGGAAGUCAUACAAUUUCAGAAUACUGUGCAAGACAAUACCAAUUCAUUGUCAUAUCUACUGGAAAAUAAAAUUAUUUCCAAGGUGAUUGCAAAUAAGAUUUCCAAAUCUGGUCUUGGGUUGGCCCAUCUUCAGUUGGCAUAUGAUAGAGACAGAGAUUGUGGUAUCCAUCAAGUGCUUUCAGAGACAACUUCCACUGGGAAACCAAGAGUAACAGUAAACAAAACUAUUAUUAAAAAUAUCUGCCAGUAUUUUCAUGACAAACAUGUUUCAUACUCAAAUGAAUGAUACAAUACAGACAGUCAAACAGUUUUUUAUUUCUUCUUUUAUUAUAAUGGAUGCUAAGGGAAGUAACUCAAAUAGAAAUAACAGUGCUGGUAUGUCUG
Saccostrea echinata is the source of this 2204-nucleotide messenger RNA. RefSeq lists its product as uncharacterized. Gene Ontology annotation, cellular component: cytoplasm. The transcript is spliced from 5 exons. The coding region runs from base 1 to 2106 and encodes 701 amino acids. Gene Ontology annotation, molecular function: 3'-5'-DNA exonuclease activity; nucleic acid binding. The record is from RefSeq and is a predicted model, not a curated record. Gene Ontology annotation, biological process: DNA catabolic process. Lineage: Eukaryota; Metazoa; Mollusca; Bivalvia; Ostreida; Ostreidae.